Messenger RNA from Chaetomium fimeti, 2386 nucleotides. RefSeq names its product succinyl-CoA synthetase-like protein. Gene Ontology annotation, molecular function: succinate-CoA ligase (GDP-forming) activity; succinate-CoA ligase (ADP-forming) activity. The record is from RefSeq and is a predicted model, not a curated record. Lineage: Eukaryota; Fungi; Ascomycota; Sordariomycetes; Sordariales; Chaetomiaceae. Gene Ontology annotation, cellular component: succinate-CoA ligase complex (ADP-forming); mitochondrion. Gene Ontology annotation, biological process: tricarboxylic acid cycle. The coding region runs from base 193 to 2283 and encodes 696 amino acids. The transcript has 7 exons.
ACCACAUGUCUCCCAAGUACGAAUAGGUACCCAAGGAUCGAGUCGGUCUGGGCUCAGCAGCCAGCCACGCCAGGCAAGUAGACUGGCUCUCGGCUCGGCUUCUCGGGCAGCAAAGGCGCUCAUCCACAUUCAAACUCUCUCCCCUCCUCAGCCAGCUGGCCCAACAACGCCCGAGUGUCAUACGCGUCCGAAAUGCAUCAGGGUUCCCGCCUGCGUCGAUAUGGAUCCAGGGUGCGACUCAGGACGUCGGGCUCGCCAUCUGGCCGUUGCCGUUGCCGGUCCCUGUGGACGACAUCCCGACUUGAUAGCUAUUCCGAUACGCUUUCAAAUCUUCGAAUUGGAAACCACACACGUGUGAUCUUCCAGGGAUUUACUGGAAAGCUGGCGACAGUAAAUGCCAAAGACUCCAUUGCCUGGGGCACCCGUAUUGUUGGGGGCGUGACGCCUGGCCGUACUGCGGAGCAUCUCGGCCUUCCGGUGCUUCCUACGGUCCGAUCGGCGGUGGAACAGCUAAAGCCAGAUGCUACGGCCAUCUAUGUGGCAGCCCACCAAGCCGCAGCCGCCAUUGAAGAGGCUAUAGAAGCCGAAGUUCCACUCAUCGUAGCUGUAGCGGAGCACAUCCCCUUGCAUGACAUGCUCCGAGUCCACUCCGUGCUAAAAUCGCAAUCCAAGUCUCGCCUUGUUGGGCCCAACUCGCCUGGUAUCAUCUCUGCGGUUGGCAGGUGUCGGAUAGGUUUCCAACCGCUGCCGUGCUUUACGCCCGGACGAAUAGGUAUUGUUGCCAAAUCCGGAACGCUGAGUUACGAAGCAGUGGCCUCGACCACGAGGGCAGGCCUUGGGCAGAGCUUAUGCAUCGGCGUGGGCGGCGAUAUCGUCCCCGGGACCAAUCUCCAAGAGGCACUGUCUGUUCUUGAACAUGACUCAGAGACAGAUGGCAUCGCCUUGAUUGGUGAAAUUGGGGGCCGCGGUGAGUUUGACGCCGCUGACUGGAUACGCGAGUACCGUUCUCGGGCCAAAUCACCAAAACCUGUGGUUGCCUUGGUUGCGGGUAUCACCGAGGCGACCGGCCGGAUCAUGGGCCACGCCGGCGCCUUCACCACUGCCGGGGAACCGGACGCAAAGGCCAAGAUAGCAGCGCUUGAAUCUGCAGGCGCGACCAUAGUCGGCCACCCAGCAGAGUUCGGUGAGGCGCUGAAGGCAAGGUUGGGAGCCAGAACCGUGACCCUCGAGCUGGGGCUGAGAGAAGAAGUUGGCAUUCGAUCUCUCGGGGGGACUCAGCGCCGCCAAUUUCACACUGUUGCCCACAGACCCCAACAUAGAGAGCAACAGAGGCCGCUCUUGAACCGACAGCAACGGAGACACCUUUAUAUCUCCGAGGGCCAAUGCAUGGAUCUCCUCCGGGAGGCCGGCGGAAUUAACUGUGCUACGGUGGGUUCAUCGGAGCCCGGUACUCGAAAGCUUUUGGCCCUGGGUAUCGAACGUGCGACACGGUCUCCGUGUAUAAUUGCUUCGCCGAGCGCUGAGGAGGCCAAACUAAGUGGAUCCGUGGAACGGUAUCCCAUCGAUUAUGGCAACGACCACGACACGGUCAUCAUUGAGCAAGUUGCGAGGCAUUUGCAGUUGAGUUCAAGCGAAAGCGCCGUGAAAUCUCUCCGCCAUCUUCUCAAGGUUUUGACAGCCAUUUUCUACGACAAGGAGGCAUUCUUCCUAUCCACAUCUAUAGUGGAACGCUUAGGGGAGCUCACCGUUGUCAAUGCACGCUUCGGCUUCGACGAUGCUGCUUACCGCAGCUGCGGUCGACAAGCCGAGUUGCAACAACUGCGGAAUGUCGCCGCAGAGGAUCCGGCUGAGGUCGAAGCUGAGAAGAACGGCAUCGUGUACAUCAAGCUCGAGGGUCCCGGGGCCGUCGGCACCCUCGUCAACGGCGCGGGGUUGGCUAUGAACACUGUUGAUGCGCUCCGGGGGCAUGCCGCCAACUUCCUCGACACGGGGGGCAAGGCGACGUCGGAGACGGUGAAGCAGAGCUUCGAGAUCAUCCUGCGGGACCCGAGAGUCCGAGUGAUUUUUGUCAAUAUCUUUGGCGGGCUGACUCUCGGUGAUAUGAUUGCCAGGGGCAUCAUCAUGGCCUUUAAGGAGUUGUCACCCAGUACCCCCGUUGUAGUACGCAUCAGGGGUACAAAUGAGGAGGAAGGCCAGAAGCUCAUUGCUGAAAGUGGCUUGCCGCUCUAUGCAUUCGACGAUUUCGAGGCCGCGGCGGCUAAGGCUAUUGAACUGUCCAGAUAAUCCCGGUCACCACUCUGAUGACAGCCGUGUGGGUGACAUAUCGCCCGAACUCGUCGAACACGCGUAUAUUAUCACCUUUACAAAUGCUCAUUGUUUGUGCUUC